Phragmites australis (common reed) is the source of this 1798-nucleotide messenger RNA. Its product is annotated as protein BZR1 homolog 3-like. Gene Ontology annotation, molecular function: DNA-binding transcription factor activity. Gene Ontology annotation, biological process: DNA-templated transcription; brassinosteroid mediated signaling pathway. The record is from RefSeq and is a predicted model, not a curated record. The transcript has 2 exons. NCBI's taxonomy places the organism in Eukaryota, Viridiplantae, Streptophyta, Magnoliopsida, Poales, Poaceae. Bases 252 to 1313 code for a protein of 353 amino acids.
GUUACUGCGCAGCUCGGUCACUCUCACUCCCCAGCUAGCAAGCGAGCGUUACAAUCGGAGGCAGCAGCGUAGCAGCAGUAGCAGCAGCUGAGUUCAGACCGACGAGACUUCCUCCGCCUCCCAAUUCCUCCCCAGAAAUAAUACUAAAACAAAGUCAGGAAGCAAAGGCGAGCCGCGGCCGCAAGAAACAGCGGGCAAGUCCCGGGCAGAUCCGCGAGAUCCGGCGGCCGGCGGCCGGCGGCGGAGGCCCGAUGACGAACGGGGCGGGGGCCAGCGGCGGCGGCCUCGGGGGCACCAGGGUCCCGACGUGGAGGGAGCGCGAGAACAACCGGCGCAGGGAGCGGCGGCGGCGCGCGAUCGCCGCCAAGAUCUUCGCGGGUCUCAGGGCCUACGGCAACUACAACCUCCCCAAGCACUGCGACAACAACGAGGUGCUCAAGGCGCUUUGCAACGAGGCAGGAUGGACCGUCGAGCCCGACGGCACCACCUACCGCAAGGGAUGUAAACCUCCUCCAGCUGAGCGUCCUGAUCCAAUUGGAAGGUCUGCAUCACCAAGCCCUUGCUCUUCAUAUCAACCUAAUCCAAUGGCUUCAUACAACCCAAGCCCUGCAUCAUCAUCCUUUCCAAGCUCUGGAUCCUCCUCACAUAUUACCCUUGGUGGGAACAACUUCAUUGGUGGCGUCGAGGGAAGCUCGCUUAUCCCAUGGUUAAAGAAUCUUUCCUCUGGUUCCUCGUUUGCUUCCUCCUCCAAGUUCCCACAGCUUAAUCAUCUCUAUUUCAAUGGCGGCUCCAUCAGUGCACCAGUAACACCUCCAUCCAGCUCCCCAACUCGUACACCUCGCAUCAAGACCGAUUGGGAGAACCCAAGUGUUCAGCCACCAUGGGCUGGGUCAAAUUAUGCGUCUCUUCCAAACUCCACACCACCGAGCCCUGGACACCAGGUUGCUCCAGACCCAUCAUGGCUAGCAGGGUUUCAAAUAUCAUCUGCUGGUCCUUCAUCUCCAACUUACAGCCUCGUGGCACCAAAUCCUUUUGGAAUUUUCAAAGAAACUGUCGCCAGCACUUCAAGAAUGUGCACCCCUGGACAGAGCGGAACAUGUUCUCCAGUAAUGGGUGGUGUGCCAGCCCAUCAUGAUGUCCAGAUGGUUGAUGGUGCCCCGGAUGAUUUUGCCUUUGGGAGUAGCAGCAAUGGCAACAACGAAUCACCUGGUCUGGUGAAGGCAUGGGAAGGGGAACGGAUACACGAGGAGUGUGUCUCAGACGAGUUGGAGCUCACCCUUGGGAGCUCAAAGACUCGUGGCGAUCCCUCCUGAUCAUGCUACAAGAGCGCCUCUUAUUCGCCUGGGUUUUACUUUUCAUAUUUAUUUGGACGGUGCUCCAUUAUUUUAUGAGUUCAGUGUUUCUAGAAAGAGAGAAGGGAUUCAGAGAUUGUAUCAUGGUCCUCUGGAGAUGAUAUCCAUCCUCUUUCAGGGAUCUGAACUUGUUUUAGCCUAAGCAAAUUGUUAACUUAUUUAUUUCAUUUUCUUCAUUUCAUUUUCUUUUUUCUCUUUUCUCAAAAAAAUGAAAAGAAAAGAAAAUGCAAGGGGGAAGAAUGCUUGCAGGAAACCUUAGACAAAUUGAAGAAAUGGUGGCGUCCUGCAGCAUUCAUGUGCUCUUGUAAAUUAGUUUAAGUUGUCCUUGAUAUGACUAUUGUCGUUGUACUUCUGUUGGAAGUGUGUACAUCGUAUGGAUCAUUCAUUGUUUCUGUUGUGCCUUUGCUGAUUGAAGUGUUUACAAGUUCAGGUUCCAACUUUUAGGA